Phytophthora nicotianae INRA-310 is the source of this 964-nucleotide messenger RNA. RefSeq lists its product as hypothetical. The coding region runs from base 113 to 895 and encodes 260 amino acids. The record is from RefSeq and is a predicted model, not a curated record. Gene Ontology annotation, biological process: maturation of LSU-rRNA; maturation of 5.8S rRNA. Gene Ontology annotation, cellular component: nucleolus; preribosome, large subunit precursor. The transcript has a single exon. NCBI's taxonomy places the organism in Eukaryota, Oomycota, Peronosporomycetes, Peronosporales, Peronosporaceae.
AAUUCCGACGAGCAGCGCACGACGUUCAGCUCCGAACGGACCCACGAGGCAGCAAGGAAGAGAACGUACAGUAGUUAGAGAACCUUAGCAGCCGCGUGAACAGUCAGCCAAGAUGCCCCAGCAUGAGCAUAUGGAGAUGCACCGCAAGCGCCACGGCGUGCGCAUGGAUGCCGCCGAGAAGAAGCGCAAGAAAGAGGCGCGUGAGGUACACCGCCGCUCACAGUUUGCCCAGAAGGUACACGGCUUGCGCGCCAAGCUGUACAACCAGAAGCGCUUCAAGGAGAAGGCCGCGAUGAAGAAGACGCUGGCACUGCAUAACGAGCGUACGAACAAGCACGCUAACGACGACGAGAUCCCGGACGGCGCCGUGCCUUCGUAUCUGCUGGACCGUGAGGGCGUCUCGCGCGCUAAGGUGCUGAGCAACACCGUUAAGCAGAAACGAAAGGAGAAGGCUGGCAAGUGGGAUGUACCGAUCCCCAAGGUCAAGCCUAUUGCCGAUGACGAGAUGUUCAAGGUGCUGCGCUCGGGCAAGCGCCGCAACAAGGCGUGGAAGCGUAUGAUCACGAAGGCCACGUUCGUCGGCGAGAACUUCACGCGCAAGCCUCCAAAGUACGAGCGAUUCAUCCGCCCCAGUGCCAUGCGCUUCAAGAAGGCCCAUGUCACGCACCCGGAGCUCAAGACCACCUUCCAGCUGGACAUUCUUGGUGUCAAGAAAAACCCGCAGAGCCCGCUGUACACUCAGCUUGGCGUUAUGACCAAGGGUACUAUCAUCGAGGUGAACGUGAGCGAACUCGGCUUGGUAACCACGUCCGGUAAAGUCGUGUGGGGCAAGUACGCCCAGAUCACGAACGUGCCCGAGAACGAUGGCUGCAUCAACGCCGUGCUGCUCGUCUAAUUGCCGUUAUUACUAUAGAUACCUUGCAAUCAUAUAUCUCUUCAAAACGCAUACUCUCUCCAUUGUCAC